Messenger RNA from Drosophila eugracilis, 2508 nucleotides. It is a transcript of the gene Pal1, whose product is annotated as peptidyl-alpha-hydroxyglycine alpha-amidating lyase 1. Gene Ontology annotation, cellular component: extracellular region; membrane. Gene Ontology annotation, biological process: peptide metabolic process. The coding region runs from base 191 to 1885 and encodes 564 amino acids. The record is from RefSeq and is a predicted model, not a curated record. Gene Ontology annotation, molecular function: catalytic activity; protein binding. The transcript has 6 exons. Lineage: Eukaryota; Metazoa; Arthropoda; Insecta; Diptera; Drosophilidae.
AGCGCGGACCCCUACAAAUUCGGUCUACCUGCGCCUUUGCUCACAUCGCAUCUCAUUCGCAAGCAAAGAUGGCCGCGUCAUAAGUAAUUCUGUAGUUUUGAGACUAGACGUUUGUUUACGUGCAUUAUUACACCGGACUGGAUCUCGACCAGAAGUCGUAGAGCUAUAUAUAUACAAGGAAAUCGAAGCAAUGCAUUCCACCGACAGAGCCAAAUGCCUGGGCAGCAAAUCCAUGGCAAUCUGUUGCCUACUCCUCCAUCUCUUCCUCUUCCUUCGGCCAGCAGUGUCACAGACUCAAAGUUCGCCUCGUUAUCUAUCUAAUGUGGACAACAACAGCAACAACAACGAGCGCCUGCAGCAGAUUCUCAAAGGAUCCGGGGCAGUAUCAGGGGUCACGCAGCUUAAUUGGCCACAGCCACCCAAACAAACGAUUCCAGAUGUCAAGACUGAGCUGGCUAAGCUAAACAACACUUACGUUUAUCAGAAUGCCUGGCCGGCAAACAAUGUCAAGCUCGGAGCUGUCACAGCGGUGAGCUUCGACAAAGCCGGCAACGUUGUAAUUUUCCAUCGCGUGGACCGCAUCUGGGGACAGACCACUUUUGACAACAGGAACCAGUACCAGGAGAAGUACCGCGGACCUAUCAGGGAGAGUACCAUCCUAGCACUGAAACCCUCAACAGGAAAAGUGCAAUACGACUGGGGCAAGAACUUCUUCUACAUGCCACAUGGCCUGACCGUGGACCCCGAGGACAACGUUUGGGUAACGGACGUGGCCAUGCACCAAGUAUUCAAGUUCCCACCACGCGGAGGCGAUGGAAAACCGCUGCUCACUCUAGGCGAGGCCUUCCAACCUGGCACCCUUCGAAAAUUCUGCAAGCCCACCUCGGUAGCAGUGCUUGAUAACGGCGAUUUCUUUGUGGCGGAUGGAUAUUGCAACGCCCGAAUUCUUAAGUACUCGAGAGCAGGCCAGCUUAUCCUCUUUUGGGGACAGAAUACCUUUUCGGGAAUCUCCUACGACGUGGCGCCUCAGAAUUUCUUCGCUAUUCCCCAUGCUCUAACCCUCGUACCAGAGUUAGAUCUUCUCUGCGCUGCAGACAGGGAGAACGGGCGCGUUCAGUGUUUUCUCUCCAGCAACGGCACAUUCCACUCACAGUACCACAACCAGCUGAUAGGGGACCGCCUUUUCAGCAUGGCCUACACCCCGGCAGCGGGUGGUCAGCUGGUCAUUGUGAACGGACCCACCGCCGAGUUGGGCAUUCAUCCCGAGCACUACAACGAGGUGCACGGUUUCGUGCUAAGCAUGCGCAGCAAACAGCUGGUAUCGAAGUUUGGUCCCAAUAACCUGGAGUUCAAGAACCCACACGACGUGGCCGUCACAGCCGAUGGCAACGAGAUAUAUGUGGCGGAGCUGAAUCCCAUGCGUAUCCACAAGUUUGUGCAUAGGUCGCUGGUCAAGCCAAUGAGCUUGUCGGCCACCAAGGACGCCCCCAGCAGCGCUAUUAGCCAGGCUGUGGCAGAUGAACAGGCGCCGUCACAGACAGUGCACCAUCCCAGCGGCAAGGCCAUUCUUGUGGCAUCACUAAUGCUCCUCUUCGCUGGCUCUACCUUUGCACUGGCUUUAAUUUUCGCCCGGCGGAGGAAACGAGGUAAUCAAGCAACCAGUUCCGCUCCACCCAGCGACCUGGUGUACCGCAAGCUGACCGCUUCUAACCAGAGUUGUUUCCCCUUUGGAGCCCGCAGUCGUCGUCACGCGUGGGAGAAAAGCGAAGGCUUCAAGCUAGGCGGACUGCUCGAUCGUGAUCGCAAUGGAUUUGAAAAGCUGGACCAGAAUGCCAGUGAUGAAGAGCAGGAAACAAAGACGCUGGCGAGCGCACAGUUCGCCUAGGCGAAGGACCAAGACUUAAGCAGAUAACGAAGCAUUCCUAGUUCUAACUACCUGUACCUCAUUGAAAUUCCGACUUAGUUGUACUCGUGCUACGUGUCUUUUUGUUGUGAUUUUAUAUUCCUUUUAAAAGAGGUGCAUUCCGCAGAUAAUUCCGAGAGGUGAUAUUUAUUUUCGAUUUUAUUUAAGGUUGCCUAACCAUUUGUAAUAUAUAUUCUUUUAGUAAUAUUUUAUUUUAACUUAAAAUGAGAUAGGCCUUUAAAAACACCAUACAGUAUACUUAAUAGGAUAGGAAUACCAAAGGUACAUUAAAUUUCCUAUUUCCCUUUUUGGGUACCUAAGAGCUCCACCGACUUUAGUCGCUUAUCUCUAAAUUAGAGAAAAAUAUAUUCAACUUAAUGAAAUCAAGAGUUUAAAGAUGUAGGCUUUUUAUAAAUAUGUUUUAUCGGACAAGUCAUGAGCUCGAGGUUAACUGAGAUAUAUCUAGAUGCAUAGUACGCCGCAGCCUUAGUCCAAAUAGUUAUUUUAAUUUGUUGUUAGAAUAAAGUUUUCAAAGUUUUCCGCCGAAUGCACCUCAUCAUCUGCGAUUGAUUUGCCAAAUAAAAUAUAGUCUUAUGAAUCUGUCA